AAAUGAAUACAGGCAUGCAACAUUGGCUCCUCACUGUGUAAUUAGACCUACUGUUGGAGAGGUCAUUAGUUGUCCCCAGGGCAAAACACAAUGCUGGAGCGGCUCACAUGAUUGUGCUGUGACUGUCUUCUGAGUGUAUGCUUGUGUGAAUAUUUGUGUGUGUUUUCUUCAUUGGCUGGGCCAGCGAGCUUCUCACUGCUCUCAUUUUCCUUAAUUUUCAGCUGAUGAGAGGCACUAAUCCUCGGGGGCCGCUGUCUGCCUGAAGUUCUCCAGGACAGACUGUCUCCGCCUGUUUUCUAGAGGACAAACUUCUACUGGAUGUGGAGAAGCGGUGGAGUCCUGAACGAUGUGAAGCUGAAAAUUAGGUAGACUGUGGGAAUCAGUGACUUGCUUUUUGUAACUUUUUGUAACUUUUUUUUUUUUUUUUUUUCUUCUUGGAUUAUCUGCUCUUGUGAACACUUACUACCUGCAGACUCUGGACAGAUGGGUUCAGCCUUUAAGAGGUUCUGCAUGCAGUUCUGCUGCUGCUGCUGCUGUGCUGCUGAUGAAGCCGAUGAAGAUGAAAAGCAACCUUUAGUACCUCAGGACCCGUUGGAGUAUUUUAACCGUGAGGUCCAGAAGCGACGCGAUGAGGAGACCAACUUGUGGAGUACGCCAGGAGACCGCAGCCACUCGGAGCGAGACGAUGACCGGGUCCUUUACGGCCUGCUGCAGGCCAGGACCAAGACCCGCAUGGGAUCAACGGGCUAUCGCCGUCUAAGUGUGGACAUCGAGGCCAUGAGAGAUACUCGUCGAGAAGUCAGAGAGAAAUGGAAGACCAUCUUGGAGAAUUUAGGUUUCAUGACGGAGGCAGAAUCCCUGCUGACGGUGUCUGCUGGGGCAUCACAUGACCGCAUGCGUAACGCCCCUGCAGCACGUGCCAUGCUGCAGGCGCUUCAUACUGAGACCUCUAUCUUUUUCAGCGGAGAGCCACCGCCAGAGAGAUAUCUAUUCAUCCUGGACCGCCUCAUAUACCUAGAUAUCGCUGAAGAUUUUCUGGCAAAGGCAAAGCGCUUCUUUCCUCCAACUGAUGGUUCCGAUGAGGAGACCCCCGGCCUUUCCAUAAACCUGCCACUGCUGCUGGCCAGAGUAGAACAAGCCAUGAACGGACGAGAUGAAGAAGACGGUGAGGAUCAAAGCGAUAUAGAGGAUGGAAACUUGAGUGACAGAUCCUAAGAUUUACUGGAUGCAGUUAUAAUGGACACAAACAGGGGGCAGUAGUUAUCAACCUUAGAGACCUUGACAGAAUUACAUGGCUCUUAUCCUUAGAUGUCAGUUUCCCAUUUAUGUUUGCUCAUGCUUUUUGGAUGUUUAAAGCUGACUUAUUCUUCCUCUUUCCCCCCAAAUGCACAGCUUGAGUCGUGUUCUGUUUUCUUUGUGAAAAUCUAAAAGUGCUAAGCAGAUCCUCAGGUAAACAUUUUAAAAGAAGUUCUCUGUCUGAGGCCUUUUUAUUUCGGUCUACACAAUAUUUAUCAAAUUCUUACCCUAAUCAUUGUUCAGCUGUUGUGAACCUUCAGGGUAGUGAUGUUCCUUUGAGCAGAGCCUUUUUAUAAUUUGUCCUGUGAUGAUCAGCAUGCAUCUGGUUCAAUCACAUGACCCUAAAAACAGUGAAUAAAUAGCCCAGUAAUCUGUUGUCAGUUUUUCACCAGCGCAUGUGUGUGCACAUGUACUCCAUUAAAGUCUGCAUAUGGAUUUAAAUGUUUAAAAGAAAUAGCUGAUGGAAAAGCAAUGUAGUGGGUACUGUAUGUUGAACUUGACUUUCUUUGUAUGACUGAGGUAAUGUACGAGUAUGUGUUGUGGGGUCCAGUUGAGGAUGAAAUAAAGCCUACAGACUGUU
Labrus mixtus (cuckoo wrasse) is the source of this 1876-nucleotide messenger RNA. It is a transcript of the gene mreg, whose product is annotated as melanoregulin. The record is from RefSeq and is a predicted model, not a curated record. Lineage: Eukaryota; Metazoa; Chordata; Actinopteri; Labriformes; Labridae. The transcript has 5 exons. Bases 484 to 1215 code for a protein of 243 amino acids. Gene Ontology annotation, cellular component: melanosome. Gene Ontology annotation, biological process: melanosome transport.